Messenger RNA from Balaenoptera musculus (blue whale), 3554 nucleotides. It is a transcript of the gene ZNF281, whose product is annotated as zinc finger protein 281. Gene Ontology annotation, molecular function: RNA polymerase II cis-regulatory region sequence-specific DNA binding; DNA-binding transcription factor activity, RNA polymerase II-specific. Bases 146 to 2755 code for a protein of 869 amino acids. The transcript is spliced from 2 exons. Gene Ontology annotation, cellular component: nucleus. The record is from RefSeq and is a predicted model, not a curated record. Gene Ontology annotation, biological process: regulation of transcription by RNA polymerase II. Lineage: Eukaryota; Metazoa; Chordata; Mammalia; Artiodactyla; Balaenopteridae.
GUCGCCGAGCUCCCGGCAGGCCCCGCGCCGCGGCUGCGCAGUGCCGCGCAGGCUUUUAAUUCCAUUGUGGAGAGGACGGCGUUAUUUUUAUUAACCGGAGGCGGCGGCGGCGGCGGCGGCGGGACCCCCAGGCCUGCUCCGGGGCAUGAAAGUCGGCAGCGCGUUCCUGAGCGGCGGCGGCGGCGGCGCGGGUAGCGGCGGGCGGGCGGAGAUGGAGCCUAGCUUCCCGCCGGGCAUGGUGAUGUUCAACCACCGGCUGCCCCCGGUCGCCAGCUUCGCGCGGCCGGCGGGCGCGGCCGCCCCUCCCCCGCAGUGCGUGCUGGCCGCCGCCCCGGCCGCGGCCCCGGCCGCCGAGCCCCCCCCGGCGCCCGCCCCGGACGUGACUUUCAAGAAGGAGCCGGCGGCGCCCGGCGCGGCCUUCCCGGCGCAGAGGACCUCCUGGGGCUUCCUGCAGUCGCUGGUCAGCAUCAAGCAGGAGAAGCCGGCAGACCCCGAGGAGCCGCCGGGCGCCCCCCACCCCCACUACGGGGGGCUGUUCGCGGGGGCCGACGAGCGGGCGCCGGGGCUGGGCGCCGGGGACGCGGGCUGCCCGGGCGUCAUCCAGGACCUGAGCGUCCUGCACCCGCCGCCGCCCGCCCCGCACCCCCGCGACGUGCUGCUCGGCCGGACUGACGACCCCCGCGGCCCCGAGGAGCCCAAGCCGGACGCGAGCGUCAAGAAGGCCAAGAGGCCAAAGCCAGAAUCUCAGGGAAUCAAAGCCAAGAGGAAGCCGGGCGCAUCUUCCAAGCCGUCGCUGGCGGGAGACGGAGAAGGCGCCGUCCUGUCCCCAAGCCAGAAACCUCACAUCUGCGACCACUGCAGCGCCGCUUUCCGCAGCUCCUACCACCUGCGGAGGCACGUCCUCAUCCACACCGGCGAGCGGCCCUUCCAGUGCAGCCAGUGCAGCAUGGGCUUCAUCCAGAAGUACCUGCUGCAGAGGCACGAGAAGAUCCACAGCCGGGAGAAGCCCUUCGGGUGCGAUCAGUGCAGCAUGAAGUUCAUCCAGAAGUACCAUAUGGAGAGACACAAGCGGACGCACAGUGGAGAAAAGCCAUACAAAUGUGACACUUGCCAGCAGUAUUUCUCAAGGACUGAUAGACUGUUGAAGCACAGGCGCACGUGCGGCGAAGCCCUGGCGAAGGGGGCGCCCAGUGCAGAGCCUGGGUCAUCCAGCAACCAUAGCAACAUAGGUAACCUGGCUGUGUUGUCUCAGGGAAGUACAAGUUCUUCAAGGAGAAAAGCGAAGUCGAGAAGCAUAGCUGUUGAAAACAAGGAGCCCAAGACUGGGAAAGCAAAUGAAUCCCAUAUGUCAAACAGCAUAAACAUGCAGAGUUACUCAGUAGAAAUGCCUACUGUGUCUUCCAGUGGGGGCAUCAUCGGCGCUGGCAUAGAGGAACUCCAGAAGAGGGUGCCAAAAUUGAUCUUUAAGAAAGGAAGCCGGAAGAGCAUGGAUAAAAACUACCUGAACUUUGUGUCACCGUUACCAGACAUAGUUGGACAGAAGUCCUUGUCUGGGAAACCGAGUGGCUCCCUUGGCAUCGUGUCAAACAGUAGCGUGGAGACCAUUAGUCUCCUCCAAAGUACAAGUGGCAAACAAGGUCAAAUCAGCAGUAAUUAUGACGAUGCCAUGCAGUUCUCAAAGAAAAGAAGAUACCUACCCACCGCCAGCAGCAACAGUGCCUUUUCCGUGAACGUGGGACACAUGGUCUCCCAGCAGUCCGUCAUUCAGUCGGCGGGCGUCGGUGUUUUGGACAAUGAGGCCCCGUUGUCCCUUAUUGACUCCUCGGCCCUGAAUGCGGAAAUUAAGUCUUGUCAUGACAAGUCGGGAAUUCCUGACGAGGUUUUACAAAGUAUUUUGGAUCAGUACUCCAACAAGUCCGAGAGCCAGAAGGAGGAUCCUUUCAACAUAACAGAACCACGAGUGGAUCUGCACGCCUCAGGAGAACACUCAGAACUGGUUCAAGAAGAAAAUUUGAGCCCGGGCACCCAGACUGCUUCAAAUGACAAGGCAAGCAUGUUGCAAGAAUACUCCAAAUACCUCCAACAGGCUUUCGAAAAAUCCACGAAUGCAGGUUUUACUCUGGGACACGGUUUCCAAUUUGUCAGUCUGUCUUCACCUCUCCACAACCACACUUUAUUUCCAGAAAAACAGAUAUACACUACAUCUCCUUUGGAGUGUGGUUUCGGCCAGUCUGUUACCUCAGUGUUGCCAUCUUCGUUGCCAAAGCCUCCUUUUGGGAUGUUGUUUGGGUCUCAGCCAGGUCUUUAUUUGUCUGCUUUGGAUGCCACACAUCAGCAGUUGACACCUUCCCAGGAGCUGGAUGACCUGAUAGAUUCUCAGAAGAAUCUAGAGACUUCAUCAGCCUUCCAGUCCUCAUCUCAGAAACUGACUAGCCAGAAGGAACAACAGAAAACCUUAGAGUCCUCAGCGAGCUUUCAGAUCCCAUCUCAGGAGUUAGCUGGCCAGAUGGAUCCUCAGAAGGACGUAGAGCCCAGAACAACGUACCAGAUUGAGAACUUUGCACAAGCGUUCGGUUCUCAGUUCAAGUCGGGCAGCAGGGUGCCAAUGACCUUUAUCACGAACUCUAAUGGAGAAGUGGACCAUAGAGCAAGGACUUCAGUGUCAGAUUUCUCAGGGUAUACAAACAUGAUGUCUGAUGUUAGUGAGCCAUGUAGUACCAGAGGAAAGACCCCCACCAGCCAGAGUUACAGGUAAGGUCCCAAGAGUGACCAGGCUGGAGGUCUUCUAAUGUAAUUUUGUUUUAUUUUGAGAACACUGCCAUUGGAAUGUUUCUACACGAUCCUGUUAAGAAUAAUGUAAUGCCCUUUCAAUGCAACUUUUCAUAUUUAGUUUAUUUUGUUAGUGUGAUUUUAGCUCUGUUUGUAUUAUGAUUUUUAAUCAAAUCAAUAGAUUAAAAUAGUUUGACAUUCAAAGUGACAAUGUUUAGCAAUCAAAUUUACAUGUAUAGAUGGUCAGGGAAUAGCCCAAAAGUUUUAAAUGCAAAAAAAACAAAACAAACAAAAAAAAACAAAAAAAAAAACCGUACAAAAAAACAAAACAAAAAAAACCACACAAAAACAAAAAAACAAAAAAAAAACUUUGUUGCUAGGAUUAAGGUUAUUCUAAUUGCUUUACUCUCAGGAAAGUGUAAUAACGCAUGGGAAUUCUGUACGUUAUCACUGUAAUGGAAUAUCCAAUUUACAGAUAGUAUGAUAAUACAUUUCAUCACUUAAGUAAGGGAUCGAAAACAUUUCAAAUUGCUCUAUCUGGGCUGAUACGAUACACGUGUCAUCAUUUAAGUAAGGGAUCGAAAACAUUUCAAAUUGCUGUCUCCAUCUGGGCUGAUCCAAAAUUCUGAGAUGUUGGCUACCUAUAUUUUGUUGCAGCUUUUAAAUGUACUCUGAACUUCCAAACCACAUUCAUUCCAGCCUGGUAGAACAAAUAUUCUUGGAUCUUUGAUCAAAGCCUGGAAUGAUAGCUUUAAUAAAAGGAAAAAAAAAAAAAAAAAAAAAAA